GGAACGUAUAAUCAGGUCCGCGUUAAGUCGAUGCGUGCGCGUUCCCGCGAUGCCACGGAUAUUGGCAGGAUACAUAUUCUGUCGGUGAUACAAAAUUUGACAUCACACGACGUCACUUUAAAUAGACCCGUUCUCCGCCCCCUCUGCUUCCUAUAACUAUCGUUUUACUCAAUCCAUUGAACAACCCGGCUCAACCGAAACGAGCCCUCGGCCGACUCGAAAUCAGAUUGAUGGGACGUAAAAAGUGGAAAAAAACAUGCCAGAGCUGAAUCACGACUAAAGGGGCAGAGUUGGGGGAGAAAGGGACCAACAGACGUUCCGUUUUACUGAGCAUGUUGUAACCCUGUGGUCAGAAGGAGGAAAAAAGGCGAACUGCAGCAGAAUUGUCAACGAUCAACAGGUUGGAGGUCUGAUGGCGAGAUCGAUUUAAAAAAAAACCCCACACAUUUUGUUUUGAGAAGCGAGGGUGGGGAGGCCUACGCAGAAGUGAGGCGAGCGCAGCGGCAACAUCGCCGUGCAAGAUUACACACCCGUACAAACUAAAGCAAGAGAGGAUGUUAUCGCAGCUGAGUGACUUCAUAUGGCAGGACUGGAUUUGGUUUCCUGAAGGCCUGGGCUGGGCGGACCUGAAAGACCACGAUGGCAAAGUCUUCCCUAAAUUACCGGACCUCUGGGCCACCAUCCCCAUCACUGUCUGCUUCCUGGUCAUCAGGCAGAUAUUCGAAAGGACAGUGGCCAUUCCUCUGGCCUCUCUACUUGGGGUGAAAGACAAACAGCGCAUCAGAGCCACUCCCAAUCCCGCACUUGAGUCCUAUUUCUGUAAUGCAUCGAAGCAUCCCACGCAGAGCUGCAUGGAGAGUUUAAGUAAACAGACAGGCUGGUCAGUGCGACAGGUCCAGAGGUGGUUCCGGAGGCGGCGGAACCAAGACCGGCCCAGCAAGCUCAAGAAGUUUCGUGAGGCCAGUUGGAGAUUUACCUUUUACCUUCUUGCUUUCUUUGCUGGCCUGGCAGCCCUCGUUGAUAAACCGUGGUUCUAUGAUAUGAAGCAAAUGUGGGAAGACUUCCCAAAAAUGCCACUGCUGCCCUCUCAGUACUGGUACUACAUGAUUGAACUUGGCUUCUAUAUUUCAUUGGUUUUUAGCGUGGCGUUUGAUGUCAAACGCAAAGAUUUCAAAGAGCAGAUUGUGCACCAUAUAGCCACCAUUUUCUUGAUAAGUUUCUCCUGGCUGGUCAACUACAUCCGGGCAGGGACUUUGAUCAUGUUGGUGCACGAUGCCUCAGACUAUCUAAUGGAGUCAGCCAAGAUGUUCAACUACGCAGGUUGGAGGAGAACCUGCAAUUUCAUAUUCACCUUGUUUGCUGCAGUCUUCAUCAUCACCCGCCUUGUAAUUCUCCCCUUCUGGAUCAUUCAUACGACGUGGGUGUACCCCCUGACCCUUUACCCUCCCUUCCUCGGCUUCUACUUUUUCAAUGGACUGCUGUUUGUGCUGCAGUGUUUGCACAUCUUCUGGGCUGGUCUGAUCUUGCGCAUGGUCAUCAAGUUCCUACCAGGCAAUGAUAUUGUCGAGGACGAGAGGAGUGAUAAAGAGGAGAGUGAGUCAGAAGAUGAAGACAACAGUUGUGACAAGAGGGAAACAUCUAAAAAUGGCCACAUGCAGAAUGGCUACACGCCGCUGAACAACAACCACCGUAAGAAGGAGUGAUUUAACGGGGCAGGUGGAGAAGUGUAAGACAGGAUGAAUCCCCGCACAUGGUCUUUACCUGAAGGCCAAAUACGGGGAAGAGCGACUGGUGGAAAGAAGAGACGGCACACGCACAUGCACAAACACACACACACACACACACACACACACAUACCGCUACAUUUAAUACAAAUAAUGCAAACAAGUAAUAAACAUAGAAUGGGAAUCAACCAGGUUAUACUGUAAUAAGCAUUUUUUUUAAAAACAGUCCUUUUUUGAAGCUGCACCAAUAAUAUCCUGCUCUGUUGAGCACACUCGAUUCAAAGAUGAGAUGAAGAGGGUGGUGAGAGCAUGAAAGACUGUCAUCAAGCCAAGAGGGGCUUGAACUAGGUGUAAGGAAUUAUGACCUGUGUAGUGCCUUAGCAGCAAAGUAUUAUCAUACCCUCUCCCCUACUCAUAUUUGCCAUGCAAAUAUGGCUGCAGCUUUCUGUCCUCACUCACUAAAAGCUUAUGAAGAGCUGCCUUUGUUGCUGCCAUGGGUGUUUCUUCCCGCACAGUUGAUUAACGAGCUUCCCAAAUCAUGCAGACCUCCAUCUUGACUGUUGAUGAGCUGCCUUUCUCAAUCCCUUGCCUCGCCCUCAGAGUAAUGACAAAACUAAAUGCCGGUCGUUCUCGUUCAGCAGCACCACACCGGGGUCAGUGACAUUUCAGUGAGCACUUAAUACUGCCAUGAAUGGUGAGGUACUGCCUUUCUAUGGACCACAUAACUUUCUGUAGGUCAGUGAAAGUGAUGCAUUUACUGAAACGCCCUAUGUAUAUUAUUGAAUUAGCUGUGUGCAGCAAAUCCGUUGCUAUUCUCGCUGCCAAUGAUUUCCAGCAGAAAGUAAGUCAAUGUUGCAGAAAUAUAUUUGUGUUAAUAAUACUUCAGAGAGGAUUUGAUGGUAAACAAUUACAUUGUUUUUAAAUGUUUAAAGAGACGGAGAGAUGGGGAAGAGCCACAUUUGCAAAGUGUGUUAAAUUUACAUUUGUUUAUGUUCGUCUUAAAUACUAUGCCCUUUGAGAAGCAUAGAGCUCACAGCUUUAUCAUUUUAGUUUUGUUUUGUUUUUUUGUUAGGAUUAGGAUUGUAUUUUAGUUGUUUGGUUUUAUUUUGUUUUAUGGUUUACUUGCUGUAAAUCCAGUCAACUAUCUAGACGGCAUUGAGAGAGAACUGUUCACUUUACUCCAAACCAAUCAUCAAUUAUUUGUAAUUACAAUGGACUGGAAAUGUCGUUAUUUCUAGUUAAUGUUAGUUUUGCCCAUCCAUCCAAAGAUGCACUUUAUGGGUUUCUUAUAUGGAUCACCGCUGACUAUAGUAACCAAGUUUGAUAAUUGGGUUUGAUUUAAAUCCUGAUGUUUUUUUGUUUUUUUUUUCUUUUCCCUGUUCAGCGUUUGGAUUGUGAUUUGAGUUUACAGGUUUGUUUCAUAUUUAUUUUCUCCUCUAGAAAAAGAAAAGUCAACGUUUUGUUAUCCUUUUGGUUUAAUAUCUCGUCACAGAAGAUUAAUGAAAUCUUUAGCAAAUGGUAAAAUGGAACACCAAAGUCUGUUUUUACAUGUUUUUUUUAUUAGCUUGUAGUUUGCAAGUGCCUUCAGCGUUGUUUCAAGCUUUAUGUUUAAAAAAAAUAAUCUAAUUUC
Molecule: messenger RNA, 3354 nt
Organism: Lampris incognitus (smalleye Pacific opah)
Lineage: Eukaryota; Metazoa; Chordata; Actinopteri; Lampriformes; Lampridae
Gene: cers2a
Product: ceramide synthase 2a
Exons: 11
Coding region: 555-1703 (382 amino acids)
Biological process (GO): ceramide biosynthetic process
Cellular component (GO): membrane
Molecular function (GO): sphingosine N-acyltransferase activity; DNA binding
Source: RefSeq, a predicted model, not a curated record